This is a messenger RNA of Rhinichthys klamathensis goyatoka, 1085 nucleotides long. RefSeq lists its product as uncharacterized. The record is from RefSeq and is a predicted model, not a curated record. The transcript has 6 exons. NCBI's taxonomy places the organism in Eukaryota, Metazoa, Chordata, Actinopteri, Cypriniformes, Leuciscidae. Bases 135 to 956 code for a protein of 273 amino acids. Gene Ontology annotation, molecular function: S-adenosylmethionine-dependent methyltransferase activity.
GUGUCAGCGUGUGAAGAAACAAAUAGAACCUGAAACCUGAGAUGGCUCCACCCCUUCCUUUCCCUCAAGUUAGUAUACUGACUGUUCAAAUCUCUCCAGCUUUAUGAUUUGAGAGGCUGUACAGCUGUCCAAAAAUGUCUGUACGUUUGUUUGAGGGUAAAGAACAUGCAACCUCAUACUGGAAGUACAGAAUUUCUCCUUCUGAAGAGCUCAUCAGCAAGGUUCUACAAUUCCACAGGAGUAAUAAAAAUGCAUCCAAUGACCUGGCAGUAGAUGUUGGUUGUGGGUCAGGGCAGGGAACGCUGCUCUUAGCACCUCAUUUUACUCGUGUAGUGGGAACAGACAUCAGCCCAGCUCAACUGGAGAUGGCGAGGAAACAUGUCAACAUUCCAAAUGUCUCUUACAGGGAGAGUCCAGCUGAAGAACUGCCUUUUGAAGAUGGCUCUGUAGAUCUUGUGACGGCAAUGUCUGCGUUCCAUUGGUUUGACCAUUCACGUUUUCUUCAAGAGGCUCACAGAGUGCUUAAGCCUCAUGGCUGUCUCGCACUUCUUAACUACACCAUGGACAUGGAGCUCAGCUAUGGAGACUGCUCAGAGACUUUAAACCACAUCUGUAAUGAGUUUUAUGCAGUGCUACAGCCUUUCCGGAACCCUUACCUGGGUCCCAGCUCCCUCGAACUUUACAAGAAAACCUACAACUCUCUCCAGUACCCAGUUAAAGAAUGGCAAGAGUUUUUUUGGGUGAGGAAGCCUGUACCUCUCUCUGGCUACAUCGGCAUGGUGGAGUCUUUCUCCACUUUCCAGGCACUAUUAAAAAAAGAUCCAGAAGAGGCCAGACGACUCUCAAAUGACAUUGAAAAAAGACUGUUGUGUGCAAUGGACGUGAUAUCCUCGGAGACAGAAGUUAUCAUGGGAGUCAAAUACUUCUAUUUUCUAUCCUGCAAGCCAGAAAAAUAAUGAUUUUCUUUAAAUCUUUAUUUAUAUGAUUUAUUAGUAUGAUUUCACCUUGUUAUUCAUUAAUAUUCCUAAUGUGAUCAAUUUACUGCUAAUUUAAUUACUGAUUUAAUUGAAACCAUCAGGUUUCAU